GAGACUUUGGCGGACACGCUCGCACCGUGCACGACGCGCCUGCUGCAAGCCUUCGUUGGAGGCACCGGGCAGGCUCGACACGGCGAGCGGCUUGCGCAGCGCCUGGCGGAUAGCCACGGCGAUGUCGCCGUUCGUGAUGUAGCGUGCGUGGGCGCUUGGGCGCAGGUCGACUGUGAGGUGCUCGAAGGGGAAUGGGAAUGUCAGCCGGAUGUGUCGCAGGCGCUCAGGGUCCGGAUCAAAUGCGGGGCUGGACAGGUCCUUGAAAUGAGACUGUGUGAGCGGGAGACCGAGCGCAGGCCCAACGAUCGAGGCGGGCAACGAC
Molecule: messenger RNA, 322 nt
Organism: Mycena citricolor
Lineage: Eukaryota; Fungi; Basidiomycota; Agaricomycetes; Agaricales; Mycenaceae
Source: the annotation of a GenBank genome assembly